AUGUCGUCGCUAUCUACUCCACCAAGCAGACAGUCGUCCCGUCCGGGUACUCCCCUGAUGCGGUUCAAAGAUUUUGUGAGCCAAACUCCCGUACUCCAGCCACAAGUCACCGACGCUGUGAAGCACUUCAAGCAUGAAGACGACUCAGAGGCCCACAAAAUCUUUCGCGCAUCGGCUGGGCAUGCGCCUAAAGGUGCCUCAUACCCUGAAGUCACUAGUGCCGAUGAAGAAACCGUCCCCGGCAUCCUCCACCCAGGCAGCACUGGGGUCAUCUACUGCUCUGAUCGUGCGAUGGCCAAUGGUUUCAGCUACGCCGCGUCGCAUGAAUGGGCCAACUUGGGCCAAGGAGCGCCCGAGGUCGGCGAUAUUCCCAAUGCCCCCGCCCGCCCAAAGGCCGUUGAUCUCCCCGUUGAUUCGCUUGAAUACGCCCCAACCACCGGUGUCAAAGGCUUGUCUUGUCUUUCGGCGCAUCAUUCUUUUUUCUCAUUGGCAUCAGCGCUCCGCGAGGCUGUGGCAAAUCUCUACAACCUCACUUACCGCCAGAACAAGGAAAGCAAAUAUACCUACGAAAAUGUGUGCAUUGUUCCCGGAGGUCGCGCUGGGCUUUCGCGAGUCGCUGCGGUCAUUGGCGAUGUCUAUACCUCGUAUCAAGUCCCAGAUUACACUGCCUAUGAUCAGAUGCUUUCUUCAUUCAGACGCCUCGUUCCCGUCCCGACUGCCCUCGAUCCCAAGACAAAAUACCGCUUAGAUAUUGCGCAAACCAAGAGGGACAUUCAAACACAAGGUCUUGCUGUCAUCCUAGCAUCGAACCCACGCAACCCGACAGGCCAGGUUAUCAAAGGCAAAGAUCUUAAAGAGCUCGUGGCCAUUGGGCGUGAGGGAACCACCGUCAUUCUCGAUGAAUUCUACUCGUGGUACAUCUAUCCGGACAGCGAAAGAGACUACGGCCAUUCCAUCUCGGCAGCGGAAUAUAUUGACGAUGUCGACAGAGACUCGGUUGUGAUCAUUGACGGUUUAACCAAGAACUGGCGUCUUCCAGGCUGGCGAGUCUGCUGGGUCAUUGGCCCUAAAAAUUUGGUUACUGCAUUGUCGCAGUCAGGCUCGUUCUUGGAUGGUGGCGCUAACCAUCCUCUGCAACUCGCCGCCAUACCCCUGCUCGACCCCGCUCACGUCAAAAAAGAGAAGGAAGCACUUCAGAGGCAUUUCAAGGCCAAACGCGACCACGUGCUCAAAAGGCUCCAUAACAUGCAUCUCGAUGUCGAUAUUCCACCCACCAGCACCUUCUAUAUCUGGCUCAAUCUUGAGCAUCUCCCCGCGCCUCUUAACAAUGGCCUCACUUUCUUCGAAGAACUGUUGAAAGAACAGACCAUUGUUAUCCCAGGCAUAUUCUUCGAUAUCAACCCUUCGCAUCGCCGCAACCUGUUCAACUCGCCAUGUCACCACUUCAUCCGCAUCAGCUUUGGCCCCCCGCUCGAGGACCUCGACAAGGGACUGGAUGCUUUUGAGCGCGUGCUCAAGAAGGCGAAGAAGGAGGGUAUGAAGGCGUUCGGACAUAGCUACAAGAAGAGUUUGGAGGGAGUCGAUGCGGAGGAGAUCAAGGCGCUUCAGCAGCACAUUAGUGGCUAA
Mycena indigotica is the source of this 1626-nucleotide messenger RNA. RefSeq lists its product as uncharacterized. Gene Ontology annotation, molecular function: pyridoxal phosphate binding; transaminase activity. NCBI's taxonomy places the organism in Eukaryota, Fungi, Basidiomycota, Agaricomycetes, Agaricales, Mycenaceae. The transcript is spliced from 17 exons. Gene Ontology annotation, biological process: biosynthetic process; amino acid metabolic process. The record is from RefSeq and is a predicted model, not a curated record. Bases 1 to 1626 code for a protein of 541 amino acids.